This is a messenger RNA of Oldenlandia corymbosa var. corymbosa, 2431 nucleotides long. The record is from the annotation of a GenBank genome assembly. NCBI's taxonomy places the organism in Eukaryota, Viridiplantae, Streptophyta, Magnoliopsida, Gentianales, Rubiaceae.
CUCCUCAACUUUCUCUCUCUAGAACGUUCCCCGUUUCUCUCUCUUCAAAUUCCUCAAUUCGUUCAGCCUAAAUAACACGAAUUUUAUCAUAUGUUUUGUAUAUAUACCAGUUAAUUAAUUAAUUAGCGUGAUUAUAUUGGAAGCUUUUUUGAAGUAUUAUCAGAAGCAUUUUGCUUCGAUAUAUAAUUUAAUCCGUGGGGGUUUGGAAUACGCAUGAGGAGGCGUUUUGGAAAUUCGCUUGAUUUUUGCACCGAUUAUCGUUCAUCGAUUCGUCAUCAGUCCAGUAAUUCGCCGGAGUUUUCUAUUUUUAGCGAUUUUAAUCUUCAUUCGGAAUCCUUGUUGUCGUUGCUCCUGUUGAGGUUUUCCAAAUUGAGGUUAUUCUUAUUUAGUACUAGUUGUACGAAUAAUAAUUUUAGUAGGAAUCAAUCAUCCGAUCGCCUCCAGGAACUCCCUUCCUUGAUCAGUUAUGGAGUCACGCAACAGCAGGUCUAAUUCGCAAUUGCAGAGAGGUCUUUGCAAUUCCAAUGUUGAAGGGAGAUCACCUUCUGUUAUUGUCAUAGGCAGUGGCUUUGCAGGCAUUGCUGCUGCAAGAGCUCUUCAUGAUGCCGCGUUUCAGGUGACUUUGCUGGAAUCAAGGGACAGAAUUGGUGGUCGUGUUCACACUGAUUAUUCAUUUGGUUUCCCUGUAGAUUUGGGAGCAUCAUGGUUGCACGGGGUUUGCAAUGAGAAUCCUUUGGCACCUGUUAUUGGAAGAUUGGGAUUACCUCUUUAUCGUACGAGCGGUGAUAAUUCGGUUCUGUAUGAUCAUGAUUUGGAGAGCUAUGCUCUCUUUGAUAUGGAGGGUAAUCAAGUUGCGCAAGACUUGGUGUCAAAAGUUGGUGUCACAUUUGAAAGCAUCUUGAAAGAGACGAAUUUAGUGAGGGAAGAAUCUAAUGGAGAUAUGCCAAUUUCUCGUGCCAUAUCACUUGUUUUUGAACGGAGACCAGAUUUAAGGUUGGAGGGACUUGCUCAUAAGGUCUUGCAGUGGUAUCUCUGCAGAAUGGAAGGCUGGUUUGCUGCAGAUGCUGACACUAUAUCACUUCAAAGUUGGGACAAGGAGGAGUUGCUCCCGGGAGGUCAUGGCCUUAUGGUUAGGGGCUAUCUUCCAGUAAUUAAUACACUUGCUAAAGGUCUUGACAUCCGGUUAGGUCAAAGGGUUACAAAGGUUGUUAGACGGUACCAUGGAGUGAAGGUUACUGUGGAAGAUGGGAGAACAUUUGUCGCAGAUGCUGCAAUUGUUGCUGUUCCUCUUGGCGUUCUGAAAUCGAACCGGAUUCAAUUUGAACCAAGAUUACCAGAUUGGAAGGAGGAGGCCAUAAAUGACCUUGGAAUAGGGAUCGAGAACAAAAUAAUUUUGCGCUUUAGUGAGGUCUUUUGGCCUAAUGUAGAGUUCUUGGGAGUAGUUGCAGAAACUUCUUACGAGUGCAGUUACUUUCUUAACCUGCAUAAGGCGACUGGCCAUCCAGUCCUUGUUUACAUGCCCGCAGGACAAUUAGCUCGUGACAUUGAGAAAAUGUCAGAUGAAAGUGCUGCCAUGUUCGCUUGUACACAGCUUAAGAGAAUCCUUCCAAAUGCUUCUAAACCUAUCCAGUUUCUUGUUUCUCACUGGGGUACCGACGAAAACACAUUGGGUUCAUAUAGCUACGACACAGUAGGUAAGCCCCAUGAGUUGUAUGAGAAGCUUAGAAUCCCUGUAGACAACCUAUUUUUUGCUGGGGAAGCAACGAGCUUUGAAUUCCCUGGUUCCGUACAUGGAGCAUACUCUACUGGGCUGAAGGCGGCCGAGGACUGCAGGAUGCGUGUGCUUGAGCGGUAUGGGGAGUUGGAUCUGUUCCACCCUGUGAUGGGCGGGGAGGAGACUUCUUUCUCUGUUCCGCUGCUAAUCUCCCGAAUGUAACUAUUUGAGCAUUUGAAAUGUGUGUGCUUGGGCAGCUCUGCUUUUUGAGAAGUUGGGAGAUCCAGAAUUGCGUGAUUUCUUGAUAAAUGAUCGAAGCAGGAGUUGGAUUUAAUUAUGUUGGUUUGCUAAAUGUAUCUCGUGGUGUUUUAGUAUAUGUUGAUGUUUUGCGUUUUCAUUGAUACUGUGUACAAUUAUCCAUUGGAAAUGAAGCUGGAAGAGUCAUUAUUGACAAUUCUUUCAGCUUUGUGCUAAUAAUGGAUUGGAUUAAAAUGGCUCAUUCAAAUUCCGACGCUUCUUAAUUGUGAAGUUGUCGAAAAUUAAUAUAUCAAUGCAUCAAUGCAUUUUGGGUCAUACUACUUAAACGGCCUCUUUGUAAUCUUGACCCUAGAGGAUAUCAAUGUUGUGUAUUGUUGUUGUUGUAUUGAUACUGUGUACAAUCAUUAAAAUCAUGCAAUCAUUUAAAUCAUUAUUUAUUUUAAAAUUACAAUACCUCCG